GUUUUGUUGGGGACGACUUUCAUUUUGGUUUCCCCCAGGCUCAUUCGUUCUUUUCUGCAACAAAACAAUAAAUUAAUAAAUAAAUAAUUAAAUUAUAUAAAUAAUUGCAAAAAUGCAAAUAAGAUAUCUGAUACGACUUUGUGAUGGCAGCAACAUUACCCGGAAUAUACGAUACAUGGCCCAUGUAGCCAACAGUGCGACACAUGUUACAGCACCACCACCAAUGACCAAAGAUGUUAUGGAAACCACCAAAUCCAAAUUGAAAAUGAAAGGAUGGCAAAUCCACAGCUAUGGCGAUGUGGAGGAGCUGCAGUAUUCCGAUAAACUUAAAAUGCCCCAGAUACGUCAAGCAGAUCACUGUUUGGUAAAAGUGUUGGCCACAUCUGUAAAUCCCAUUGACGUUGCAAUGUUGAGUGGUUAUGGCUCCAAGGUUUUGAAUGCUAUGCGUUGUCAGGGUAAUUCCAUUGAAUUUCCAUUAACAUUGGGAAGAGAAUUCUGUGGAGUUCUGGUACAAAAAGGAAUGAACGUCAAUGACAAUUCCCAGCUGCCCCUCGGCCAAAGGGUAUGGGGUGUUGUUCCCGUUCAAAUGCCACAGGGUGCCCAUGCCGAAUAUGUAGCCGUCCCAAAGCAUUGUCUUUCUCCAGCCCCCACAAAUCUCAACAACGAAGAAGCCGCCUCUGUAUUAUAUGCCGGAUUAACCGCUUGGUCGGGUCUAUAUGUGACAGCAAACUUGGGUGGUAUAUGCGGCAGCUUAACGGGCAGUGGUGCCAAUUGCAACAACAAACGUAUUUUAGUCUUGGGCGGAUCAGGCAGUGUCGGUUCAUUGGCCAUACAAAUGUUAAAGGCCCAGGGGGCCCAAGUGGUUUCCACCUGUAGUGAAAAUGCACGUGAGUUGGUACAAAAUUUGGGAGCUGAUAUUGUUGUGGAUUAUCAGAAUCCCGUUGAAAUGGAAACACUGCGUCAAUAUGCUCCCUAUGAUAUUGUGCUCGAUUGCAGUGGCCAAGGCCCCAAUGGGGCGGAGGCGUUAAAUUUCAAAUAUCAACAAUAUGUUACAUUUUCAUCACCACUUUUGCGAAAUAUCGACAGCUCUGGCAUGGCUUUGGGCCUGUUGAAAAAUUUCGGCAGUCUUUUGGAGACAAAUGUUAAGUCCAUAACACAGCAAAAGGGUUUGAUCAAAUGGGGUUUCUUUAGUCCAGCGCCACAGGGUAUAAGCCAUCUGAAGCAGUUGGUCGAAAGGAAAAAGCUUCUACCUCUCGUUGAGAAAACUUACAAAAUGGAGCAAAUGCCUGAGGCUUUUCAGAGAGUUAAAAAUGGUCAUUUGCGUGGCAAAAUAGUUGUUAAUGUAAAUUAAAAAAAUAUACGGUGCAGUGACUUAGUA
Molecule: messenger RNA, 1378 nt
Organism: Musca domestica (house fly)
Lineage: Eukaryota; Metazoa; Arthropoda; Insecta; Diptera; Muscidae
Product: reticulon-4-interacting protein 1, mitochondrial
Exons: 4
Coding region: 113-1351 (412 amino acids)
Cellular component (GO): mitochondrion
Molecular function (GO): oxidoreductase activity
Source: RefSeq, a predicted model, not a curated record